AGUGGGCCACUCCCGGCCUAUCCAUCCAUCUACCCAGCCAGUUGCUGCUCUUGCUCACGCCAUAUCCGCCCGUGGACCCGGCCCACCAAUCACCGCCCGCCUGGACCGCGGGCCCCGCGCGCCAGCGGCCCGUCCCCGCGUCCUCCUGCCCGCCGUCCGCCGUGAACCCGGUCCACGCAGUCGCCCCCCGCGGAGCUUCCAUCUCUUCUUCCUCGAUCCCUCCCUCCCUCCCUCCCAAUCCCUCCUCCAUCCCCCAUCCCUCCCUCCCCCGCCGCCGCGCAUUUGCUGGUCUCGGCGAGGGCCGCUCCUCUGCUCGUGUGGGUGGCCGUGCCCUCGCCGGCGUCGCGUCGCGCCGGCCCUCGAAUCUCCGGCGAGUCGCUCGCGCCCCAAGCCCGAGCCCGGUGAGGCCUGCUGCUCUAGGUCUUCCUGCCACCCAGAGUUGUCGGUGUACUGGUUUUGAUAUGGAGUGAUUGGUGGAGCUGGUCGUCCGGAAGCUCUGCUGGUUAAUCCGAUGGGGAGCAACGAUCCUAGCACGCCGCCUAAGGCUUCGAAGCCACCAGAACAGGAGCAACCUCCAGCUACUACCUCUGGCACUACAGCUCCAGUUUACCCUGAAUGGCCCGGCUUUCAGGGCUACCCAGCGAUGCCACCACAUGGGUUUUUCCCCCCUCCUGUUGCUGCAGGCCAGGCUCAUCCAUACAUGUGGGGAGCUCAGCACAUGGUGCCACCUUACGGGACACCACCACCCCCCUAUAUGAUGUAUCCACCAGGAACAGUAUAUGCCCACCCGACUACUCCUGGUGUGCAUCCAUUUCAUUAUCCUAUGCAAACAAAUGGAAAUCUUGAACCUGCUGGAGCUCAGGGAGCUGCACCAGGUGCUGCAGAAACAAAUGGGAAAAAUGAGCCUGGCAAAACAUCUGGUCCAUCUGCCAAUGGGGUUACGUCCAACAGUGAAAGCGGAAGUGAUAGUGAGAGUGAAGGAAGUGAUGCCAAUUCUCAAAACGAUUCACAUUCAAAGGAGAAUGAUGUAAAUGAAAAUGGCAGUGCUCAGAAUGGCGUAUCUCAUUCAUCAUCGCAUGGAACAUUUAAUAAACCCAUGCCGUUGGUUCCAGUACAAUCAGGUGCAGUGAUAGGAGGAGUUGCUGGUCCUGCGACAAACUUGAACAUAGGGAUGGACUACUGGGGUGCAACUGGCUCUUCACCUGUUCCUGCAAUGCGUGGCAAAGCACCGUCUGGUUCAGCUCGAGGAGAGCAAUGGGAUGAAAGGGAACUGAAGAAGCAGAAGAGGAAGCUGUCCAACCGGGAAUCCGCGCGAAGGUCCCGGCUGCGCAAGCAGGCCGAGUGUGAAGAGCUCGGGCAGCGGGCUGAGGCUUUGAAGUCAGAGAACUCGUCCCUCAGGAUCGAGCUCGACCGGAUCAAAAAGGAAUACGAGGAGCUCCUUUCGAAGAACACCUCUCUCAAGGCCAAGCUAGGGGAGACCGGCGGUGGCGACUCGGUCCCCGACAUGAACGAACGGGGCGACACCAACGGCGGCAGCCACCAGAAGGAGCCCUGACUGAUGACGCAUGCGGCCUCUACCACUCUACUUACAUAGCUCGUGAUGAUUGAUGAUUCUUGUAACAAACAAACUUGGCGACCCCGAUCUGCCACACACACACACAAUCAGAUGAUUCUUCCUUUUUUUCUGUCUCUUAUCGACCUGACAAUGGCGAUGCUGUCGCUGCUACCGCGGAACUCACUCCUGUGCUUGUGCUUGAAAAGAGAGAUCAUUAUGGGUGCACUUCUCACCGUGAAAAA
Molecule: messenger RNA, 1797 nt
Organism: Triticum urartu
Lineage: Eukaryota; Viridiplantae; Streptophyta; Magnoliopsida; Poales; Poaceae
Product: transcription factor HBP-1a
Biological process (GO): regulation of DNA-templated transcription
Cellular component (GO): nucleus
Molecular function (GO): sequence-specific DNA binding; DNA-binding transcription factor activity
Source: RefSeq, a predicted model, not a curated record